This is a messenger RNA of Durotheca rogersii, 1451 nucleotides long. Its product is annotated as ribosomal protein S5 domain 2-like protein. Gene Ontology annotation, cellular component: nuclear exosome (RNase complex); nucleolus; cytoplasmic exosome (RNase complex). The transcript has 2 exons. The record is from RefSeq and is a predicted model, not a curated record. Gene Ontology annotation, biological process: poly(A)-dependent snoRNA 3'-end processing; nuclear mRNA surveillance; rRNA catabolic process. Lineage: Eukaryota; Fungi; Ascomycota; Sordariomycetes; Xylariales; Xylariaceae. The coding region runs from base 322 to 1332 and encodes 336 amino acids.
CAGUACUUCUCGUAGGUACAGUAGGCAUUACGACCUCUCCCAGGUACAUUCCGACCUUAAAGCUCCCGCCUACACCGUCUUGUGUUCACCCAAUUUACGCUCCUUAAGCUGUCUUCAAGGCAGCGAUUUCCAAGGUUCGACUCUCAAGUCUCUACCUGCCUCGCCCCAUUCACAAUUUCCGUAAACGGAUCGAGCACUCGAGUGCCGUCUCUCACUCUCCGCAAGUCUCUCCUUGGCGAACAAGCAAGGCGAGAGAGCGGAAGAAGGAGAGAGAGGCAUAAGAAUAGGAAGGGGGAAUAAAUAAUCAUACAACCAUCCACCAUGCCUCUCGACACAUCAGCAUACGGCCUUGCCCUGCUCCGCGUCGACGGCCGUCGGUGGAAUGAGCUACGUCAAAUGCGCGCCCAGAUGCGGACCCAGGCCUCCGCCGACGGGUCCUCAUACCUAGAGAUGGGGAACACCAAGGUCAUGUGCGUGGUCGCGGGACCAACGGAGGACGGCAAGCUACAGCAGCAGAGGCGCGCCGGCGGCGGCGGGAGUGGAGGCGGUGGUGCUGCCCCGGGCUCCGGGGGCAACGCUGAGGUUAUCGUGAGCAUCGUGGUCGCCGGGUUCAGCUCCGUGGACCGCAAGAAGAGGACGCGCAACGACAAACGCAUCCUAGAGCUACAGACGACAGUGUGCCGCGGCCUCGCCGCGAACCUGCACACGCACCUGUUCCCGCGGUCGACCAUCGGCGUGUCUCUGUACGUGCUCGCGCAGGACGGGAGCCUGCUCGCGGCGCUCUUCAACGCGGCGACGCUCGCGCUCGUCGACGCGGGCGUGCCCAUGGCCGACUACCUGGUCGCGUGCACGGCGGGCAGCGCGCCGUCGCUGCCCCCGGCGGCCCGGGGCGGCGCCGCCGCGGCCGCCGCCGACGACGCCGCCGACCCGCUCAUCGACCUCAACGCCCAGGAGGAGACCGAGCUGCCGUGGCUCACGCUCGCCACGCUCGGCGCCACCGACCGCGUCGUCGCCCUCGUCUGCGAGACCCGCGUCCCCGACGCCCGCCGCCUCGAGGCCAUGAUGGCCGCCGCCGCCGACGGGUGCGCCCGCGUGCGCGCCAAGCUCGACCGCGCCGUCCGGCGGCGCGGCCGCCGCGUCCUGGCCGGCGAGGGCCUCGGCGGGGCCGCAGAUGUCCCGGCGACGGGCGGUGGCGACAGCGACGAGGACGUGGGUAUGGAUUUGGACUCGGACUCGGACGCGGACGCGCCGCAGGAGGAGGCGCUCAAGGUGCUGGAUAGGCUCGAGAAGGAGACGGAGGGGGGAAAGGGGAAAGGGAAGAGGAAAAAUUAACGAAGGAUGGAAGAGCGAUGAUGAGAUGGCGGCGGAGAAAAGGGGGCGAGACGAGACGAGACGAUAGGUAGAUGGGGCAUAUUCGUGUAGCGUUUGGCGUUGGCGGGUAGGUUCACGGU